Cadophora gregata is the source of this 870-nucleotide messenger RNA. RefSeq lists its product as uncharacterized. Lineage: Eukaryota; Fungi; Ascomycota; Leotiomycetes; Helotiales; Ploettnerulaceae. Gene Ontology annotation, molecular function: methyltransferase activity. The transcript is spliced from 2 exons. Gene Ontology annotation, cellular component: nucleus. The coding region runs from base 1 to 870 and encodes 289 amino acids. The record is from RefSeq and is a predicted model, not a curated record.
AUGGCAGUUGAUCAUCUUCCACCGCCAGCACACCAGACAAGCAAUCCUCCAACGAUAGACCUCUCAUCCAACCUACCUCCAACAAUUGAUAUCAUAUCGUCAGAGCCAUCAAAGCCAGAAUCUUACAAAAGACCUUGCUCGUCAUUUCGACAGUCCAAUGGCCCCACAGCGAGAAUCGCGGGCCAAACCUACACAUACGGCGACGCAUUCUGGGGGGGUGGUGGUUCAUCUCGCGGCGCCACAAUGGCAGGCCUCCGCCUAAAAUGGGGGUUCGACUUCAAUAAACACGCCUGUCUUUCCUGGCGUGCUAACUUUCCCUCAUCACAGUGCCACGAAAUGGCAGCCCAUGAAUUCGUCGACCAAGCUCAGAGAGCAGCCGAUAAUGGUCACCCAAAUAUGAUGAAUGUUGAUAUCCUUCACUUGUCUCCACCUUAUCAGUUCUUCUCACCAGCUCACUCCAAAAAUGGGCCGAACGAUGAGAUGAACGUCGCAAGUUUAUUCGCGGUGCAGAUGGUCAUCGAUGUUUCGAGGUCGAGAGUUGUUACGUUGGAGCAGACUUUUGGAAUUGCAUGUCCGAGAUUCAGGUUCUAUUUCAAUGCUCUGAUUCAGAUGUUCACUUCGCAUGAUUUCUCGGUAAGAUGGGCGAUCGUGCCGUUGGCUCAAUGGGUAUUCCUGGCGAACGUUCUGCCAAGAAUCCCUCCCCCAACCUACUCUGGUUCAGAUUCCGAAUCCGCACUGAGUCUUCCACCCUUCGUCUCCGCCAACAAAAUUCUCAAGUCCAUCCCGGCAGAAGCUGCAGAUCACGACAUCGAGUCUGUCGUGUGGGUUCCAGAUAGACAUAUGCCACCGUGGGAUGGAUCGAAGAUCUGA